Mercurialis annua (annual mercury) is the source of this 1024-nucleotide messenger RNA. RefSeq names its product peptidyl-prolyl cis-trans isomerase FKBP18, chloroplastic. The record is from RefSeq and is a predicted model, not a curated record. Gene Ontology annotation, molecular function: peptidyl-prolyl cis-trans isomerase activity. Gene Ontology annotation, cellular component: chloroplast thylakoid lumen. Lineage: Eukaryota; Viridiplantae; Streptophyta; Magnoliopsida; Malpighiales; Euphorbiaceae. The transcript has 6 exons. Bases 76 to 741 code for a protein of 221 amino acids.
AAAAUGGUAAAGUGGAUGAAUGGAUAGGGUAGAGAUAGAGAUAACUGAUAACAGGAAUUUGAUAUUCCAACGGCCAUGGCUUGUUGUACAAGGAGCUUAAACAGAUGGGCAAUCAAUAAUCUUCAGAUUAAUUCAAAUAAAAAACAUGAACGUGAACAUGAACACGAACAGCCUUCGAUUGUCUCAAUACCCACUUCAAGAAGAAGCGCAAUUUUGAUAUCUUCACUGUCGAUUUCGUUCCCUCAAUUAUCAGAGGCUAGAGAGAGACGCAGCAAGAAGAAGAUUCCUCUUGAAGACUAUCUCACUUCCCCUGAUGGGUUGAAAUAUUAUGAUCUUAUUGAGGGAAAGGGUCCCGUAGCUCAGAAAGGAUCAACGGUUCAGGUACAUUUUGAUUGUAUAUACAGGGGCAUAACAGCGGUCUCAAGUCGAGAGUCCAAGCUAUUGGCUGGAAAUCGUGCCAUCGCACAGGUAUAUGAGUUUAAAGUUGGAGCAGCUCCGGGCAAAGAACGAAAGAGAGACUUUGUGGACAACCCAAAUGGCCUAUUUUCAGCUCAGGCUGCCCCUAAACCACCUGCUGCUAUGUACUCCAUAACAGAGGGGAUGAAAUUAGGUGGAAAGAGGACUGUAAUUGUUCCUCCUGAGUCCGGCUAUGGCAAGAGGGGAAUGAAUGAAAUCCCACCAGGGGAAACCUUCGUGCUGAAUAUUGAGCUCUUAAAAGUGACACCACCUGAAGAAAAAUGAGCUCAAUUUCAAAUACAAGGAAAGUCUCAUGCUGGAUGAAAGUUUUGGCCAGAAGAAAGAAACGAAGCUUCACUUUCGUGUUAAUUGUUCUUCAGUUCCACGCAAGUCGAAGAGACAAAUUGGUAUUUGAUUCAGACUUUUUAAAACAAAAUUGAAUUGUACACAGAGAUUAGGGGAAUAAUAGUCCAUGAUGACAACAUGAUGUUCAAAUUCUUGCCAUUUCAAAUAGAGAUGCUUGUCGCAUUUAUUUCAGAUAAAAUACUUAAGUACUAAUUUAGCUUGA